Saccostrea cuccullata (small rock oyster) is the source of this 8563-nucleotide messenger RNA. RefSeq names its product dmX-like protein 2. The record is from RefSeq and is a predicted model, not a curated record. NCBI's taxonomy places the organism in Eukaryota, Metazoa, Mollusca, Bivalvia, Ostreida, Ostreidae. Gene Ontology annotation, biological process: vacuolar acidification. Gene Ontology annotation, cellular component: RAVE complex. Gene Ontology annotation, molecular function: protein binding. The coding region runs from base 86 to 8563 and encodes 2825 amino acids. The transcript is spliced from 36 exons.
AAUCCAAUAUGGCGAUGUGUCAGAUGAUUCAGGUACUUUUAUUUACAGCAUAAGUUGCGUUUAGUUUGGUGCUUUUACGGCUGAUAUGAACCGGCACCAAGUGUUAACAGGAGCAUGCAAUGCAGGAGACCAAUGUUAUGCCGUUGGAAGCGUAGAGGGCGUCCAUUUUACGGCCUAUGCAGCAGGAUGUGACAUUGUGAUUUUGGCGAGCGACUUCCAGCGAGUUCAGAUUAUACCAGGUGUAACUCAUGGUAAUGUCAAGGUCAAUUGUAUCGAUUGCUCAACAGACAGUGGAAAGAUUGCAGCAUCAUACCAGAAUGAAGUUUACAUAUUUGAACCAACUCCAUUACGUCACCAUGAGAGUACACAUAAGCUAGAUUACAGAUGGUAUCAGACAGCGAAAUUUGAGGCAGAUUGUUACAUUAAUUGUCUAAGCUGGAACAUUGAAGGAUCUAGACUGUUAACUGGAGGUGAAUCUAUACAGAUCUGGGCAUUCAGCCAAGAGCAUCAUGAGGAAACUAGUGGUGGAUCUAAGACUGUACAUUUUGAUGUGGGUGGAGCUGAUGAUGACCACAAGCAUGAUAAGGAUGACGGAGGGUCCUUUGAUCCUUAUGAGGAGAUAGAGACAGUGUGGAUCUGUGUCUGGAAGUGCAAACCAUCGACGCCUGUGUAUCAUCUGAGAUACUCCUGGGAUGGAUUACUGUUUGCCUCGGCUGGAAAGAAUGAUAGACUGGUGAAGAUAUGGUAUGAAGACAGAAAAAACCAGUAUCCCUUCAUGAGGGGUGACAGUGUGGUGAGUCCUAAGAAAGAGGAACAACAUUACUCCUUUAUUUAUAUUGCCCACCCCAGGGCCGUCACAGGGUUCUCAUGGAGAAAAACCAGCAAGUACAUGCCCCGGGGAGCUGUGGCAAACAUGUUGGUGACCUCCUGUCUAGACAAUGUCUGUCGUCUGUGGGUGGAGACAAUUCUACCAGAUGACGGACUGGUUGACCUGGAACAAUUUGACCCUAAUGCAUCAGUGGAUCCAAAGUUUCACACCCACAGACACAAGAAGAGGUUUCUCCAGAGGUUAAAGACCAUCAGCAAAUUACUUGAUGUACAUGCCAUCCACAAGCGUAAGAGGCACCACAAGAUGGGGCCCGAGACAGUGAUGAGCAUGGCCAACUUUAACACCGUACAAAGUGUCCACGAUUUCCACAAGUAUGCUCUUCAUCAUAACGGUGUAGCCACUGUACUCCACUUCCAUCUGGCCGCCAGCAUCAACCCAGAGACAGAUGUCCCUCUCCUUCCAGUAAUAGGGUCUAAGGAUCAGCACUUUAACUUCCAACUUCACUGGCUAAACAAUAAAGAGCUACAAUUCACAAUGGAAGCAGAAGUCAUAUUGCAGGAUAUGCACAGAGGAGUUCUAAAUGUAGAUGGUCAAUCAGAUGACCAUCACCAUGACAACCAUGAGGCAUCGGACAGUGACCAUGAUGACCAUCUCUUUGAUGAAGGGGACAAAGGAAGUCAACAUCAUCAACCUAUUGGCAAAAAGAAGAAGAGCAAACUGUUCAAGAAAAAGAGCAGACAUUCUCAGCGUCACAAGUCUUCCAAGGAUGUGGCGGGGACCUACGCAGAAAGCCAAGCCACCAUGGGUUCCUCUGACCCCUCAGACCAGACUUCUGAGGGGGCCAGCAGUAUGAGCUCCCCGGAGGUGUCUGGUUCAGUGAUUGAUGCAUUAGACAGGAAAAUUGAGGCCCUACUUAGAGACUGGCACCAGCAUCCAGACAUGAUGUUUAGUAUACACCCAGUUGAUGGCAGUUUUCUGGUUUGGUUGGUAGACUGGCUAGAUGAGUAUAAUCCUUACUGCUUUCGUCAGGCCCAGGUCAGUUUCUCCUCUCGACUACCACAUGCUUUCCCGGUUCCUGAUGCCAGGACAAUGGCUAGUCAUAUAUGGAUGUACUGUAAUUACAGUAAAAUGGACAUUAAGUCAGCCAUGAGGUUAAGUGAGAGCAGUAACAGUGUAGAGAAUCCGAAAAUUCAAAACCCGCCAGCACCAGCGACGGGGAAAAAUUCACCUGGACAAAAUGAUAACAUGUUAAUACCUAAUGUUCUGCUGAUCUCCAAGCACAUGAACGGGUCAUUAAAUCAAUGGCAAAUCAGUUUUGCUGACCACUCUAAGUUUUCCACAGUGGUGAGUGUGGCACAUGCUACCAGAGCAUGUGGACAUAGAUUCAGAACUAACUCCGCAACUUGUCACCCAGUGUUGCCUCUAUUGCUAUCAACAUCUCAUCACAAUGUACCAAAUGAUCCUGUGAAUUGUUUCACUGGAGAAAAAAUGCAGAGAUCGAGCUCCAAGGAAAGUGAUGAUGAUCUGAAGCAUGGAGUUGGAGGGGUGGAGUUUUGUAGUGAGUUAAUUCUCUGGAGGGUAGAUCCAGUAGGACCAUUGUCUAAGUCGGGAGGAAUAGUGGAGUUGGCUAGGAUUAAUUCCCCAGAGCUGGCAGCAUUCUCAGAUGUAGCCUGGGUACCUACUUUACUGCCAAGCUCGACAUUGGGUUCCUACAGUAAUUCUCCCAGUGCCCUGUUUGUGGCCUCCGACGGAAACUGUCUGAGGAUGUACCAGGCUGUCAUUGAUGCUAGGACCCUCCUACUGGAAGUCGGGGCACAGAGAAAGGAUCCAGGGAUGAGUUUCAGCAGUAACACAAGCUCAGGAUACAGUGUGGAGCCCCAGAAACCUCCAGGGGAGUUAUUUAACAUUGUCAGUCUGCAGUCAUCAGCUAGACCGGGCUGUAUCAUAGAGCUGGAGCCUAUAGCUGAUGCUGCUCAGAGCUGGCAGCAGACACAGCUGCUCCAUGUCUUCCAGGAACAGAUGAUCACUGGCCGUCCCAGUACAUCUUCCGGCGGCAUGGAGGUCAUCGUAGAUCUACGAUCCUCGGGCUCCUUCUGUGAACAUUUCUAUCUGGUAGUGCUGGAAAAGACCAAGAACUUUGGAUCAGUGCUUCACAUGUGGAAGAUUACUAUUGCCUCCAAAUCAGGAGAGCAAUGUGAAGAGUCACAGGAUGGGACAAGGAAGGGUUCAAUAGAUGUGAACGCUGAGGAGGAAACUUUUCAUGCUCCGUCUGGAAAUUCUACACCUGAACACGUAACACCUAAACCCACUACUGUUGUCAAGGUGAUCUUCUCCACCACAAAGUUGUGCACACAAACCUUACCCCUGCCAGAAGGAGUAGAUGUCCAGAGUGCGAAUGUAUCAGCAGGUCACUUAAGCUCCGCCUCCAUUUACCCAGCAUGCCUUGCUCCAUACCUCCUGGUCACUGCUUGUUCCGAUGGUGAGGUUCGUUUCUGGAACUGCAGUAUGUCCUCAGUGUAUGAAGUGGGAGGGAAAUCUACCCUGCCCACAUUGUCCUACAGCACAACAAGUUUUGAAAUGGCUGUGGAGGAAGACCAUGGAAUGAGAAAACCCUCAACCAGUGUGUUCACAAAAUCAGAAGCCAUGGAGACGAGCUACCAGUGGCAAGAAUGGAGCAUGACGAAUAGCUCCAAGGACACGAGUUCUAUAAGUAUUACAGGUCAUCCAAUCACUGUGAGUUGUGCGUACAGUGGACGUCUUGCUGUGGCCUACAGAUUGGUGGGACCAAAAAUACUUCCUAACAACCCAAAGGGAAAACUUCUCAAUCUCUGGGUGGCCAUUUAUGAAUGUGAAUCAACAGGAGGCUCAGAAUGGAUCUUAGAAGACACCAUUGAACUUAAGAAUGUCACAAUUCCUGAUCCUAAAGCAGAAAUAGAUAUGGACUGCAUCCUUUGCCCCUCUGGAAUAAAAUCUCCAAGAGUCAUAGAGGAGGGAGAAACCCCAAAAGGGAUGUCCCCCUCUGCAUCCUUAGUUAACAUUUCAAAAUCAGUGUCUAUACCAAGCUUGAGUACAAUCUGUAGUGUAAGAAAGAGCAUAGCAGAGCAUGGCAAUACAGCAGGAAUUUUGCAUCAGAAACAUCUUGUUCAGUUGGACUGGGUGUCAACAGAAGAUGGGUCACACAUUUUGACUAUAGGAGUAGGACAAAAAAUUCUGAUGUAUGCCCAGGUAUCUGAUGAUGUAAUCAGUGCAUCCAAGCAAGGGAAGGAGGGCACUGAAGAAAAAUCCAAGAGGAAGCUAAGGCACAGUCAGAAUCCAAGCAGAGAAGCCCUGAAUUUACAUCUAGGAAAGGAGAAGGCUGAGGCACCAAAAACUAGAGGGAGACUUCAGAAGGCCAAAUCUGUCAUGAUAAUGGAUGAUAACCCUGAGGAGAUACGGUGGAUGCUGCUACGAUCAGUGGAGUUAAGCACUGCUGAUGGAUUACCUCCCUUACCUAUGCACAUUUCCUGGGUGAGAGCUGGGAUUCUGGUUGUGGGGAUGGAUAAUGAGAUGCAUGUGUAUUCUCAGUGGAGGUCUUCACAGUCACAGGUGGAUCAUGGUUGUGUAGAAGACACCAAAUGUCUUCAGGACCCAGAUUCUUCCUGUUUAAACAUCGAGGUCCUUGCCAACAUAAAAUCUACCGCUACUUUUAAACCCUCUUACUCUUUACCAAACUUCAAGCAUAUAAAUACUGUGUCCAAGAAAAGCUCAGAUGCUAGUGUGAAAUCCUCCUUGAGCAAAGUUAAAAGUGAGAGUUUAACUAGCUUGUCAGCCAUCCAUGACUUUGGGCUCUUUGAAGCUUCAAGAGAAGCAAAUCCAUGUCUUCCCCAGUAUCAUCCAAAAGAAAUGAUAGAGCUAUUGAACUUUGGGAAAGUCAGGAGAGUUAAAGCAAUUCUAGCUCAUUUAGUAAGGUGUAUAUGUAAUGGCGAAAUCCCUCCAAUGAAUAUAUCAGAGGAAAUGGACACAGAGGACUUGAAGUGGGGGUAUGGUAGGAGUAGGGCCCUAUCUGUAAGUGGGGCAAGUCCAAAAAGUCCAAUGGAGGUGCCACUACUGCAAGAGGAACCUCAUUUAGAGUACAAAGAAAUUUCUUUCAUACCACCUCUUCCCAUGUAUGCCCUGUUAGCUGCUGACGAACAAGUUACUGUGACCAGAAACGACCACAUUACAAGCACAACCCCUGGAACUGCUACAGCAAACCAGGACUACAGUGACCUGUUCUCCACCAAUGUCGGAGUGGAGGAAGAACUGGACACAGAUGUUCUGGGUACCUCAGCAGACAGCAACACGUCCGGCCGGGGUCGCCUUCAGUCCUCGUCUGGAGCUAAUCCGUCUAAUCCGAACGAGUUCACCCCUAACCAUAGCCAGGUCCUGAUGAAGCACCUGACACACACACAGCUGCCUGGACUGACUAGUGUGGAUCAGAUGUAUCUCCUGGCUAUAGCUGACACUGUGGCUAAUAACAAGAUUGACUUCACAGACAAGUUUGAGGUGGAGAAACCACCAGCUAGUGGAGAUCUAGACAAGGAAUCGACAGAGACGAUAGACAACUGUGGACUGAGGUUCUUACUGGCGAUGAAGAAUCAUAUCUACCUGGUGAGGACCUUACAACCAAGACAGAGGGCGGCUCUACAGAGGGUGGGGCUGAAAUCCUUCAACCUUGUCUGGGCCUUCCAUUCAGAGUCCACUGAGGAGUUAUUGUCACACAUCCCCAGCAUGCAGAAGGGAGAGCCUACCUGGGAGGAACUGAGACAGUUCGGGGCGGGAUGGUGGAUCAACAACAUUAACAUCCUCAAAAGAACCAUUGAAAAGUUGGCUAAGGCAGCCUUCCAGAAGAAGAAGGAUCCCAUGGAUGCUGCCUUGUUUUACCUGGCAAUGAAAAGGAAAAAUGUCCUAUGGGGAUUGUAUAGAUCUGUUGAUAACAAGCGUUUGAUGGAAUUCUUCAAGAAUGAUUUCUCAGUGGAGAGGUGGAGGAAGGCAGCACUGAAGAAUGCCUUUGAUCUGCUCGGCAAACAGAGAUUUGAACAUGCAGCUGCUUUCUUCUUAUUGGCAGGAUCUCUACAUGAUGCCAUUGAGGUUUGUUUGAACAAUUUGGAGGAUAUUCAGUUGGCUUUAGUUGUGUGUCGUCUUUAUGACGGAGAGACCAUGAUGCCUGACAGUGCCAAACAAGUCUUACGCAAACAUGUCCUGGGGUGUGAAGAUCAUGACCCUAAAACAGCUUUAACAGAGAAACUCACCUCUGAUCCAUUCCUAAGAAGCAUGGCUUGGUGGAACUUUAAAGAAUACCGAAAAUCAUUGAAAACUUUACUUUUGUCGAGUUCUGCAAAGACCCAGUUAAAGCCCAGUGAUCCAGAGGAUCAAGAACUAGGAGGGCAAAGUGCAAUACCAAAUGUUUUCAAUUUUUAUAAUUACCUUAGAAACCAUCCCCUUAUUCUGAGGCACAAGAUAACGUCUGCUGCACCAUUAGCCCAGAGGAAAGGGGUCAUCCCAGGCUUCACCCACCAACAAACAAUCAUUGAAGAACAAGACUCCCUGAUGUUCAUUGACAAAGUCACCCCCAUAGAAAGGCGGCUGUUCUUUAGGACUGCUCACACUCAUUAUAAAAAUGGCUGUCCUCUUCUGGCACUGGAAGUGUUGUCCAAGCUUCCUAAUAUAAUAACAGAGGAGGAUAUAGAGAGUGAUGAGGAGGAGGAGAGUGAGACAGAUAAACCACUACCCCAGCCUAUCAGUACAGGGACCUUAGUGGGAGAGGACCAUAUCAAAAACAAGGACUCAAACCCAGGGUAUGAUUGGAGUAGCCCCUCAGUUAAUGGAAUGGUGAAUGGAGAAACAGCUGAUGCUUUUGAUUGGUCAACACCAGUCAGUGGAAAGCAAGAUAGGGGAGACUCUUUUGAUUGGGGAGCUCCAGUGUCCAGAUUUGACUUAGAGGAGGAACCCAAAUUCACCCUCAGUUCUGGGGAGAGUGAAGUGGAAAGUGAAACUGAACACCACCCAGAAGAGGAGGAGAAGAAGCCCUCUCAGAGGGGUAAACUGCAGAAGGUCCCAAAUAUUGUUGUGGAUGAUGCUCUGACAAAUGGACAUGCCGAAGUUUGUUCAGACAGUAAACCUAGUCACAAAAGUCAGAUAGACAUUUUUGCACAGCAAUACAAAUUCAUCGCCUGCCUUAAGGUUUUAAUGGAGGAGAUGAGGACACUUGCCACAGGAUUUGAAGUGGAUGGUGGACAACUGAGGUUUCAACUUUACAUCUGGUUGGAGAGAGAGGUUGAGGUACUACAGUAUCUGUGUAACUAUGGAGAAGGUGUUCUAUUCCCAACAGACAAUCAACAAGAACAAACACAACUAUCUUUUGAAGACUGUGUUGAUCCAGCGUCCUAUAUUGAACUGAGUGAGAGCAAUGCCAGUAUACUGGACGCCUCAGAAGAAGUCAGCUCAUUCUUACUAGAUGCUCCAAGCAGAAAGCUUCACAGGUCACUAUCCAUGCGUUCUGACUCCUCAGCAGUGUCCGUUAAACCAACCCUCCAUGAGGUCAUUCUGGCAGAGAAGAUGGACUUUGAAGCUAAGCUGGAGCGUAUGUCUCGGAGGAAGCAGUGGCUGAAGAUGCACCACCAGCUGCUACGGACACUGGCCAGUUACUGUAUGUUACAGGGCUCAGGAGGGGGUGGGCUGGCCUCCGUCCAGAUGGAACUGUUGCUGCUAUUGCAGGAACACCAACAAGAGAGGCCUCAGCAGCAGUUGUUUUCCCCCUUACCAUUCCCCACAACUCUCCCCCUCCUCUCUGCCAGCAUUGCCAGCUCUAAGACAGUGGUGGCCGACCCCAUUAAACACAUACAGUGUAUGACCCAGGAUCUCCUCCACUCUGUGAUAGAGAUGACAGCACCGCCAGGGAUCAGCAGUGCUAUAAACACUAUACUGACAAUGCGGAACCUCAGUCUGGCCCUGUCAGCCUGUGUGUACCAGUGUCUGUGUGACUGUGAUAGUUUUGUGGUCUCCCUUAAUGAGACAAGUGAUGCCACCCUGGAGGGAUUUACUAGUCAUAAUUUUACCAGUGCUCAAGCAGGUCACUUAAUGGCAGGUGUUCAGAGGUAUCGACGGAAAUCGAGUGCUGGGGAUGAAAUCAACACGUCUCCAGCUGCAUGGCCAGGUGUUCAUGGAUUACGUGCGAUGUUGGCCCGGGAGAAGGAUGAUGAUGCUCAGAAACUCCACAUUCUGCUGUGUGAGACGUUAGUAUCUGUGUAUGUCAGUCUACUGGUGACUGCCCUUGCCACAUAUGACUGCAACAUGUUAUACCGGCUCAUCGCUCACAGAUUCGUCACACAGAUGUGGUGUGCUUUGUUUGGAGGAGGGGCAAGAACAGUUCUCAGGGUGUCCGAUUCUCCAGUACCUUUAAAAGGUACAGAUGAGGUGGACAAGCAGCGGCUGAGGCUGGUGAAGAAAGUGAUGGGGGGAGGAAGUACUAGUGGAGUCUCAUUGAAGGAGAAACCAGUCAAGGAGACAUUCAUACCCCCAGAACUCAGCAUGGUCACAUUCUUCAUGACAAAGCCUUUUACCAGUCCAGCAGAGGGGACAUUUGAGUAUGAUUCUGAGGAUUCAUUGUCGUCAGAGGAAGAAUCUGAUUAUGAGUCAGAAGAUGACACUAGAUUCAGUUCUUGGUCCACAUCAGCUGUUCAGCAGCACACAGAUCCAACUUCUUAUUCCUAUUGA